AUAACGGCACAUGGACUAUGGACUUGAUCAUGUCUAUACGUUGCUAACAGGAAAUUCCGUGGAAACAAUACCUAAUCCCUUUUAUAUUAGGAGCAAGCUGCCAUCCGGCUUAGAACUCCCACAUUUCAUCCGACUAAAGUCUACACGGUCAGUGCAUCUCCGCCGUAACAACCGCCGUAACCACCAGUUUGGGUUGAAAGUUUUUGUGAGUAUUUCUUGAUUUCUAGCGAUGUCGGAAACGUCUCUGAGGCCGAGACCUGUUGUUUCCAAGCAAGCAUCUCAAUCAAGAAGCAGCACCAACAACCAUGAGCCUGGUGAAACACCAAGAUCCCCAUCGAAGCCACCCAGUUUAUCUCAACGUGCGAUCUCGCAGACCUUGACAAGCACGGCAAACUUAGCCAACCUUCUUCCUACAGGCACGCUCCUGGCCUUCCAACUCCUCAUGCCGAUCUUCACCAACAACGGAUCGUGCGAUUCCGCCACCCGCCCCAUGACCCUCGUCCUCCUCUUGCUCCUCGCCCUUUCCUGCUUCCUCGCUUGCUUCACGGACAGCGUCAAGUCAUCGGAUGGACAAGUUUACUACGGUUUCGCAACGUUCAAAGGGAUAUUCCUGUUUGACUACCCCGAUCCCACAGGUUCAACCCUGCCCGACCUGAGCAAGUACAGAAUCAAGUUCAUUGAUGGGGUUCACGCAGUCUUGUCUGCGCUCGUGUUCGGUGCUGUGGCUUUGAGAGACAAGAACGUUUUGAGCUGUUUCUAUCCGACACCGAAACACGAAACUCAGGAGGUUCUGAGCAUCGCACCAGUCGGAAUCGGGCUCAUUUGCAGUUUGUUGUUUGUGGUGUUUCCAACCAGAAGACACGGAAUUGGCUACCCGAUCACACCUGCCAAAUAGUUGUUCAUUUUGUUCAUCUUCCCCUUCUCCCUAUUUAUUUAUUUAUUUUAUUCAGAAAUAAUAGAAUAAAUUACACAAGUUAAAUUAAUUUUGA
Molecule: messenger RNA, 989 nt
Organism: Theobroma cacao (cacao)
Lineage: Eukaryota; Viridiplantae; Streptophyta; Magnoliopsida; Malvales; Malvaceae
Product: transmembrane protein, putative (DUF679)
Biological process (GO): endomembrane system organization
Source: RefSeq, a predicted model, not a curated record